Messenger RNA from Glycine soja, 3636 nucleotides. RefSeq names its product G-type lectin S-receptor-like serine/threonine-protein kinase SD3-1. The record is from RefSeq and is a predicted model, not a curated record. Gene Ontology annotation, molecular function: ATP binding; protein serine/threonine kinase activity. Gene Ontology annotation, biological process: recognition of pollen; protein phosphorylation. The coding region runs from base 1042 to 3315 and encodes 757 amino acids. The transcript is spliced from 2 exons. NCBI's taxonomy places the organism in Eukaryota, Viridiplantae, Streptophyta, Magnoliopsida, Fabales, Fabaceae.
AAAAUAAUUAACCCGUCGUAAACUGAAAACUGGUUUCCGUUCUUCAUUUCUUCUUCGUCAAUCGCUCUUCACCGUACUCUCACACCCUCUGUCUGCUCAAAUAUCCUUUUCCCUUCUGCUCCUAUUCUCACUCAUACUAUUCCUUUUCUGCUGCACUUCCACUUUCUUUCCGCCCACACCUUUUAGUAACUCAUGCUCUUUAACUUCAUAUCCUUACCCAACAAGUUAACCACUUAACAACUGUGUUGUUUCUUUCUCAUUGUUCAAGUCCCUCUCUUUAGCUCACUUCCUUUCCAACCAAGUUGUUGGUUUCUAAGAAAAGGAGGAAAAUAAAGGUAGAAAAUUUCCAUCUGGGUCAUGAGAUUUUGUGCAUUCAAGUUCUGCAUUCCCCAGUUCUGAGCUCAAGCUUUUCCACUGUGUUUGAUUUGUUCAGAUCUCUCUCAUUCUCUUUAACCCAGAAAAUGCCAAGCUAACUCUUUUCAGCUAUCAGCAAUGUUGUGAAAAUUUUCUCUUUUUCAUUCUUUUGUGGGGUUGGCCUCAUCUCAUGGUCUUGUUAUUGGAACCAUUUGUGACAUUCAAGGUUGCACUUCUGCAAGACCGUUCUUUUGUUUCUUAAAAGUCUGAACCUUGAAAAGUAAUUGCAUUCUACAAAAUGGGAUCUUCUUUAGUCUAAUUUGGGUCCCAUCUCUCCCUAAAGUUCCAAUUUUUAAAACACAAACCCAUCUUUUCCUGUUACUUUCCACAUGAAUGAAAAGGGCUUUUACCCUAAGAUCUCCUAUCUAUCUUCCUUUUGCAGCUAUUAGUCUUGCAUGGUUCUCAUCACUGUCCAAUUUCAAGUUGGUUUGACAAGUUUAUGGUGCUACAUUGUCAAUGAUGCUCGUGGAAACAGUUUGUGUUUGCUGAUUGAGUUUCUGAGCUUUGGACUAUUCUUUAAGGUGUUUGGCCAAGUUGGAAUUCAACAUUUUUCACUUGUAAAUGUGACUUGGGCAAUUGGAUUCGUUGGUAUAUCUCUUUAUUUUGUCCCUUUCAACAUAUGUAAAUAUGCUUGAAAAGGAGUGUCUUUUUAGAUCACCAUUGUUGCUAUGUAUUUUGGUUGGCUUCUUGCUACUUCCUGUUGUGUCAGCUGUGAUACCAUUGGGUUCAAAACUUUCUGUGGUUGACAAUAACUGUUGGGUUUCCUCCAAUGGUGAUUUUGCAUUUGGGCUCUUUAACAUUUCAGAUGAACCUAAUCAGUUUAGUGCUGGCAUUCGUUUCAAUUCAAAGUCUAUACCGUAUGACCAACAAACAGUGGUCUGGGUUGCUGGAGCUCAUGACAAAGUGAGUAACAUGUCCUAUUUCCAACUCACACCUGAAGGGGAACUGAUCCUGUUUGAUUCCUUAAAAGGAUUCAUUGCAUGGAGGAGUGGAACUGGCAACAGAGCUGUUGCUUCAGCUGCUCUUCGUGAUAAUGGCAAUCUUGUUCUGAUAGACACAAAACAAAACAUCAUUUGGCAAAGUUUUGAUACUCCAUCUGAUACACUCCUUCCCGGACAGAGUUUAUCUGUUUAUGAGACACUUCGGGCUACAACCAAGAACCCCAUGUCUAGUUCCUACACUCUUUACAUGAAUCCUUCUGGUCAAUUGCAGCUUCGCUGGGAUAGUCAUGUCAUAUAUUGGACAAGUGAAAGCCCUUCUUCUGCUUCAAAUCUGACUGCAUUUCUUACAAAUGGUGGAGCUUUGCAACUUCAAGACCAAAGUUUAAAAGCUGUUUGGAGUGUGUUUGGAGAAGACCAUAAUGAUUCUGUGAAUUACCGAUUUCUUAGGCUAGAUGUGGAUGGCAAUCUCCGCUUGUAUUCUUGGAUUGAAGCUUCACAAUCAUGGAGAUCAGUCUGGCAAGCUGUUGAGAAUCAGUGCAAAGUCUUUGCAACAUGCAGUCAGCGUGGUGUCUGUAUCUUCACUGCUUCAGGUUCUACUGAUUGUUGGUGCCCUUUUGAGGUAACUGAGUCUAACCAAUGUUUGGUUCCAUAUGAACAGGAGUGUGAGUCUGGAUCCAAUAUGCUUAUGUACAAAAACACAUAUCUUUACGGAAUUUAUCCUCCUGAUGAUUCAGUUGUCAUAAGUAGUUUGCAGCAAUGUGAGCAGUUAUGUCUGAAUGACACGCAGUGUACGGUUGCAACAUUUUCCAACAAUGGUAGACCACAAUGCUCCAUAAAGAAAACUAAGUAUGUUACUGGCUAUGCAGUUCCAUCUCUAAACUCGAUAUCUUUUGUUAAAAGGUGUUCAGGUCCAUUUGCUGUAAAUCCUGGUCUCACAAAGUCACCUCCACCGAAACUGCCUCGUAGGCUUUGUGUUCCUUGUCUGAUGGGAGCAGCCUCAGGAACAUUUUUCAUCUUUGCUAUCCUCCAGCUGGGAAUUAUUUUCAUCAUCUUCAGAAGAAAAAACUCCACUAUGCGAAAUGUUGCUAUAGCUUUCACAAGCCCAAAUGCAAAAGGCUUAAAUGUGUUCUCCUUCUCAGAAAUCAAGAGCCUCACUGGGGAUCUCAAGGAUCAAAUUGGGCCAAACAUGUUCAAGGGUGUGCUACCGAACAAUCACCUGAUUGCAGUUAAAGACCUGAAUGCAUCCAUAGAAGAAAGGAAGUUCCGGAGUGCUGUUAUGAAGUUGGGCAACAUCCACCACAAGAACCUUGUGAAGCUGGAAGGUUAUUGUUGCGAGUUUAACCAUAGAUUUUUGGUGUAUGAAUAUGUCAAAAUCGGUUCACUGCAUAAAUACAUAAAUGAUUGUACCCUUUGCAAGAGGCUAACUUGGAGAAAGAGAAUUGAAAUAUGCUCAAGUGUGGCAAAGGCCAUUUGUUAUUUGCACACUGGAUGUAGGGAGUUCGUGAGCCAUGGAAAUUUAAAAUGUGAGAAUGUCAUGUUGGAUGAAAAUUCAGUGGCCAAGGUGUGUGAAUAUGGGUUUGCAAUAGCGGAUGGUGAGGCCACAUAUCGUGGCUUUUCAGCUGAGAAGGAUGUGGGGGAUUUUGGAAAGUUAGCGUUAACGUUGUUCACAGGGUGUCUAGUUCAUGAGCAACUUUAUGAGUGGGCUUAUACAGAAUGGAUGGAAGGUAGGGCAGUUAAUGUUGUUGAUAAAAGACUUGAUGGUGUUGUCAAUUCAGAGGAACUGGAGCGUGCGUUAAGAAUCUCAUUCUGGUGCCUUCAAAUGGAUGAACGUAGAAGACCUUCUAUGGAGGAGGUAGUGAGAGUACUAGAUGGUACAUUGAACGUUGAUCCACCACCGCCGCCAUUUGUCUUGCACAGGCCGUUACAGGAAGAUGAUCCACAAGAAAAUGGUUCAGAUUAAGGGUUUCAGUAGUGUUUAUUUAUGCCAGCUGAAUUUUUAGGAACUUGUUUUCAUUUAUUUCACUUUUUCAGUCUCCUUCAUAUUCAACUUGUAUAGUAGAAUAGGACUAACAUCUUAGUAAAAAGUUAGCCAUGCGCUAUAUUUUUUGCCCCUCAACUAAACCUAUAUGACGAUGUGAGCCAGUGACUGUAGACUUUGAAGACUAAAACUCUAAAAGCAUGUUUGGGAAUCCCUUUGGAGAAGGAAAAUUUUUUGUCGUUGACAUUGAAUGGGUGUUUAGGUGUAUCUGAAUGGUUUUCCAAACAUGCUACAAGUUGUUCA